CUCUGCUGCUAAUACCGUAGGUAGUGCGCAGUGGUAAAGGCCUCCGUGCACGCGCGGGCCCGUGUGGUGAACACACACAACAGGUGUCCCGCGAUCGGCGCUCUCCCGCGGUACCGGUUCGGUUCUCCAUUUUGCUCCCCCGGGUUAGGUUUACACUCCCCGUCCGUCGCCUUUCACUCCGAGGGACGAGCGAGCAGAGCAGAGAUACGCGGUCGAGUGUGGUACGCGAGCGUAGCGCGGUGUGGUGAGAACGUACCCCGGAGCGUGCGGCGAGCCGAUCGGCGUAACAUGAUGUCGGAGACCGUGGUGACGAUGGACGGUUCCAGCAACAACGCCAGCAACAAUCCGCGACAGGUGCCCACGGUGAAGACGGACCCGGGUCAGCCGAGCCCGCUGGCCGGAGUCCGGCUGAACGUGCCUUACUUCAAGACCAUACCCGGCAUCCUCAAGCUGGUGCAGCUGGCUCUGGGCAUAAUAUGUAUGGCGUGUGCGUCUCCAGCGUACAUAGGUGCAACGCACUGGUUUCUGUUCGUCGUGGUAAUGUCCUUCAUAUCUACACUUAUAUGGAGCGCUAUAUACCUCCUGUCUCUGCGGGAGGCACUUAAAGUGCCCAUCAACUGGAUCCUAACUGAACUUUUAAAUACAUCUAUAAAAACUGUGCUUUACAUGAUCGCAUUCAUCGCACAGUUGUCGGCUUGGAGCGCAUACAGACACUCAUCAGCGAAUAUCACUGCUGGGGUAUUUGGAAUCUUCAAUACAAUCGCAUAUGCUGCCGGAGCUUAUUUCCUAUACGUCGAAUGGAAGAGCACUAACACGCAAUGAGCAUUGUCGGCCUACAAAGAACAAGCCAGGUACCUGAAGAGCAUGCAGCAACAACAACAAUUGCCGUGACCAGAUCCGCAACUUCUCAGCGUCCGUCCAAGGAAAUUUUGGCAUGAUCCCAAGAUCAUGCUCGGCAAGAGAGUCAGCGCUGGGAGGGACGGCUUGAAACUAGUCCGGCGUGAUCCUCCUCAGAUCGUGUGUAGCUUAAAAAAAGACUUUGUACCUACGUGCCUUAAGAUUAGUUACUUGUCGUGAUCAUCGUUGUUCAGAACGAAACUCGGUACUGCGUCGGGAAGGGUUGACGAAGUCGCAGAAGCGAACGGAGUGCUACAUUCGAAAUACCUGCCUGAAGACAAUAAUCUACAAAAUCUACGCGAGGCAAUGUAAUUUUACGCGAAAUUAUAACACAGAAGUAAUCCAAGAAAUAAACUCAACGUACGUUUUAAAAUUAUUUUAAAUACAGAAAAAAUUUCUUUACGUGUAAGUUAAUUACGUGUAAGUUCCAGUAAUCUCGAUAUGGGUUAUUGGGAUAUUUAAUCUGCUUGUUAAUAAAGAAAUAAAUAUCUUUAGAUAUUACUAGAAAUAAGUAUCUUUAGAUAAUAUAGGAAGUUACAUUUUGUGGCUGAAAAUAUUUAUCAUUUAGUUUUCCAUAAUACAUUUCUUUGUUUUUAUUAAAUUAACCUAAGAUUUUAAUUAAGAAAGCUUUAUUAUUUUAUAUA
Molecule: messenger RNA, 1541 nt
Organism: Monomorium pharaonis (pharaoh ant)
Lineage: Eukaryota; Metazoa; Arthropoda; Insecta; Hymenoptera; Formicidae
Exons: 4
Coding region: 289-822 (177 amino acids)
Cellular component (GO): membrane
Source: RefSeq, a predicted model, not a curated record